Molecule: messenger RNA, 2520 nt
Organism: Phyllostomus hastatus (greater spear-nosed bat)
Lineage: Eukaryota; Metazoa; Chordata; Mammalia; Chiroptera; Phyllostomidae
Gene: UBOX5
Product: U-box domain containing 5
Exons: 7
Coding region: 397-2019 (540 amino acids)
Biological process (GO): protein polyubiquitination
Cellular component (GO): nucleus
Molecular function (GO): ubiquitin-ubiquitin ligase activity; ubiquitin protein ligase binding
Source: RefSeq, a predicted model, not a curated record
UGGCCGGAAGUGGGGCCGUGAGCCUCUUGUGUAGCUGGGAUUGAGGUGGUGUGGCGGACUGCGGGAUCCGGGGUAGCCCGAUGCAGUGCUGGCGCUGGUCUGGCUCAGGUUCUGAGUCCUCAACAACAAAAAGGUUUGCUUCGCUGCUUCAGGCUCCAAAGAAGCACAGACAGAAACCUUCCAGCUGAGGAUCCAUACUGCUGAGAAGUUUGGCACGUGGUGGUGGGGGAUAUGAACACAGCGGCCACCAGGGACGCCGGGCAAGGAGGCAUGAGGUGCCACAUGGGCGGGCACUAAAAACAAUUAGCGUGGAUGGACUGAACACUCUCCUUCAAUUUGCCCAAAUUCAGUUUUGGCUGUUUCUGAUGCUUGGAAGCUAUCCUUGCUGCCACAAAGAUGGUAAUAAACCUUUGCCUCCCACAGUUCAGACCAAGAAUUUACUGCAACAAGAUAUCGGCCGAUGGCUAUGAAGUAGAGAAUCUCAUCUCUGACGAUCUCACGAAGAGGAGUCGAGGUUUUAGGACAGAGUAUUUUAUUAAGCCGCCAGUCCACGUGACAGUUUCCUUCCCCUUCAGUGUGGAAAUCUGUAGGGUUAACAUCGACCUCACAGCUCGGGGAGGCCAGAAUGUCACCGGCCUGGAAGUACACACAUCUGCCUUGUCCAGCAGAGUGUCUUGGAACACCCCAGGGUGCUGGGCCCUGGGGCCAGCCGAGCCUUCCGUCCCCGACAAGGAGGCGUUCACCUUGGUGGGCAAAGUCUUGUUGAAAAACCAGAGCCAAGUGGUGUUUAGCCACAGGGGCUUCAAGGCCAGGCCACCAUUUGCCUCUGUGGAAGCUACACUCCCCUCUCCUGCUGUGGCGGCCCAGGAGCUCUGGAACAAAGGGACUCUUUCCCUUAACCACGUGGCCCAUCUCAAGAUCUGUAUCACCCACGUGACAGGCAGUGGUAUCCCUUGCAUCAAGCGGUUGGAAGUGUGGGGUCAGCCAGCCAAAACCUGCUCUCAGGAGGUGAUAGACAGUGUCUUGCUGGUUGCCUCAGAGAGCCUCCCUCAGGACUUGGCUCUGCAAGCUCCAACCCUGCCCAUGGAGAGUGACUGUGACCCUGGGACCCAGCCUGAGGACCAGCAGGCUACCUCCAGCCUGCAAGAGCUGGCUGAGGUAAUUCCAGAUGUGCCUGAGGAGUUCCUGGAUCCCAUCACCCUAGAGAUCAUGCCUUGCCCCAUGCUGCUGCCCUCCGGCAAGGUCAUUGACCAGAGCACGUUGGAGAAGUGUAACCGCAGUGAAGCCACAUGGGGCCGGGUGCCCAGUGACCCCUUCACAGGGGUAGCCUUUACUCCACACUCCCAGCCCCUGCCUCAUCCCUCCCUGAAGGCCCGGAUCGACCAUUUCCUGCUCCAGCACUCCAUCCCUGGCUGCCACCUGCUUGGGAGAGCACAGACUGCGUUGGCAGUGACCCCUUCUUCCAUUGCUCUGCCAUCCCGGAAAAGGAAGAUGGAGCGGGCUGAACACGCCCCCGACAGUAGCAUUGGUGUAAAUGCGUCCUGUUUUUCUACAACCCUCCCAGUCUCUCCCACUACCUCAGAGCACACCCCUAAGAAACUGAAAGCUGCCAGUGAGCUCGGUCUGACACACAUGGACUGCUCAGCAGGUCCGGUGUCCCAUGAGCAGAAACUGUCACAAAGCUUGGAAAUUGCCUUGACAUCAACCCUUGGCUCCUUGCCCUCCUUCACAGCACGACUGACCAGGGGACAGCUCCAGCACGAGGGCAUAAGAGAGACCAGCGCUUCCUGGCAGGCAGUCACAGGGUCAGAGCAGCCUGGGAGCAUCCUGGGCCCCGAGUGUGCCUCCUGCAAACGAGUCUUUUCUUCCUACUUCCGAAAGGAGCCCGUGUACCAGCUUCCCUGUGGCCACCUCCUCUGCCGGCCCUGCCUGGGUGAGAAGCAGCACUGCCUGCCCGUGGCGUGCGCAGCCUGCCAGCAGCCGUUCACCAGCCAGGACGUGCUGCGGGUCCACCUCUGAGGGACUGGGCCUGGACCCGAGGAGACCCGUUGUUGGGAGGAGCAGAAGUGGGGGUCCUAGCCCCCUGAGUUCUGGCCAGGUCCCAGCCACGGAGGGGCCUCUUCUUUCCCAAGGGCUUUGCCUUUAUUGCCUCCCACAGUGCAGCACAGCCGGGAGUGAGGGUGAGGGAGGGGCACUCCACUCCGGCUCUAGUGGCAACAGGAUCACAAAGCCAUAGUUUGGGCCGGGAGGGGUGGGGGAGAUGUCCCUGCCCUCCUGUCCCUCCUUGCCACCCCACCCCAGGCCUGCCAGAGCCAGCCCCACCCUGCUGAGGGCCCCCAAGUUACCCGCAUAACCCUGCACCCCGAGUCUGUAGGGUGUGUGUGUGGAGCACGGUGGACUGCGGCUCCGGGUCCGAGAGAGAGCCUCUGCCUUCAGUGUCGCCCCAGGGGGCCCUGGCGGGGGUCUGCGCAGCGAAUGACUAAGACCCUGCUGGCAAGCCUUAAUAAAGCUAUGGUUGAC